Helianthus annuus (common sunflower) is the source of this 369-nucleotide messenger RNA. RefSeq lists its product as uncharacterized. NCBI's taxonomy places the organism in Eukaryota, Viridiplantae, Streptophyta, Magnoliopsida, Asterales, Asteraceae. The coding region runs from base 1 to 369 and encodes 122 amino acids. The transcript has a single exon. The record is from RefSeq and is a predicted model, not a curated record.
AUGGAUCUCGGGAACCAAGUGUGUAAGCCGUAUUGGGAUGAGUUCGUGAUUAUAUUUAUCGACGACAUUCUUAUUUGCUCAAAGACCAAGGAAGGUCAUGAGCAACACCUGCGAGCUAUCUUGGAGCUUUUGAAGAAAGAACAGUUAUAUGCCAAAGUGCGAAUUUGGAUUCGCGGGGUGCAAAUUCCUAGGUCACAUGGUGAAAGAGGAUGGAAUCCAUGUAGACCCUGCCAAGAUAGAGGCAAUCAAGAAUUGGGAAGCACCAAAAACCACAACCGUGAUAUGACAAUUUCUGGGUUAGCAGGCUAUUACAAACGAUUCAUAGAGGAUUUGUUUUCCGAGUAUUACUCAGCCGCUAAACGUCCCUAA